AUGGCCGACGAAGAGUCAAAUCAUGCUAGGGUCGCGUACGACCCAGACCAAGACCCGGAGGAGACCCGCAACAUCAGGAGGCAGUUUCGACAUCUCGAGCAAGAGCUCACAGGUGCGAGAAAUUGUGCAGAAAACCAGGAUAUGAGCACCGAGGAGGUCGCGGAGAAGUUACGCAGCGCUAACCGGCUCUUCUCGCAAGUGCAGGCCAUCAAUGAGGCAACGAAGGACUCGAACCUGCUCGUGCGGUUCUCGCAGAUCGGCGCGGCGAAGGCGCGCGCGAUGAAGUCGGGCUCCGGCGCGUUCGAUGUCGACGACUUCGUCGCGCGACUGAUCACGUACAUGGGCGGCCGCAAGCCGCUGUCGCCCGCGGACGACGAGGACGACGAGGGGAGCGAGUACGAUGCGGGCGCGCCGCUAGACUGGGAGCGGAUCGCGCGACGUGCGCUCGCGAAGAGCAGGCGCGUGCCUGCGAUGGACUUUAUGCUGGGCCCGCUUUCCAUUGAGGCGAAGAAGCGCGCAGUUGCAAAGCGGUCAAAACUGGAGAAGAACAAAGAGGACAUGAAGAAGCCGCAGGAGAUUACAGAAGAUGAUAUCACGCGCUCCGAGAACGAGACGACGAAGAACGUUGCGACUAUCGAGACCAUUCUGGAGGGUAUCGAGGGGCCCACGAAUCUCUUCAAGUUCGUCAUCAAUCCGCACGACUUCGGCCAGUCCGUCGAGAACAUGUUCUACCUCUCCUUCCUCAUCCGCGACGGGAAGUGCAUGUUCGAGAUCGAGGAGGGCACCGGCGAGCCUGUCAUCAUGCUUUGCGAGCAACCGACACCAGAGGAUUACGAGGACGGCCUGCUGAAGCACCAGCUUGUGAUGGAGUUCGACAUGGACACUUGGCGGCGUGCUAUCGAGGUAUUCGAAAUCAAGGAGGCGAUGAUUCCCCAGCGACCAAAAUCCGAAAUGCGUAUCGGGCAGAAGUGGUACGGCUGA
Trametes versicolor FP-101664 SS1 is the source of this 981-nucleotide messenger RNA. Its product is annotated as Smc5-Smc6 complex subunit NSE4. NCBI's taxonomy places the organism in Eukaryota, Fungi, Basidiomycota, Agaricomycetes, Polyporales, Polyporaceae. The transcript is spliced from 7 exons. Gene Ontology annotation, cellular component: Smc5-Smc6 complex; nucleus. Gene Ontology annotation, biological process: DNA repair. The record is from RefSeq and is a predicted model, not a curated record. Bases 1 to 981 code for a protein of 326 amino acids.